Lepidothrix coronata (blue-crowned manakin) is the source of this 2160-nucleotide messenger RNA. RefSeq names its product meiosis specific with OB domains (gene MEIOB). Gene Ontology annotation, molecular function: single-stranded DNA binding; single-stranded DNA 3'-5' DNA exonuclease activity. The record is from RefSeq and is a predicted model, not a curated record. NCBI's taxonomy places the organism in Eukaryota, Metazoa, Chordata, Aves, Passeriformes, Pipridae. Gene Ontology annotation, biological process: resolution of meiotic recombination intermediates. The transcript has 15 exons. Bases 368 to 1783 code for a protein of 471 amino acids.
CUCCCAUCUAACCCUGCUGUUACCUCCUUGAGAUCCACCGGUGAUCCUGCUGAGUGCAGGAAUGCCAUCAGUGGUUUGGGAAACCUCUCCCCUCGUGCCGUGCUGAUGCUCCCACAGGCGUCCCUGAGGACGCUCCCACAGGGCUGCGGAGCCCUUUUCCCGCCACUGCGCCGGCGCCAUUUUGUGUCCUUCACGUACCUGAGGGGUCCGCGAGGGGCACUGAAGGUCCGUGAGGGGCUUGAGGAGGUAUAUGAAGAAAUUCUCUACAGAAAAGUGCUGGUUCCUCUGACCCAACUCAGCUGGUGUGAGGUGUGGCCACUGAACAAUAUUUAACUUCUUCGGAGUUUUCUCCAGUUUCAGAUAAAGAAUGGCUUAUUCUAGUUCAGCACGGGACUUUGUUGCACUUUCAGAUCUGCAUCCAAACCUUGCUCGUCCUAAUGUAAUCGGUGUGGUUAUUGGGAAAACAGAUGUCAGAAGCUUUCCAGACCGAAAAAACAUUGGGUCAGAAAGAUACACCUUCAAUUUUACCAUCCGUGAUUCACCAACUUAUUUCAUAAACGUGCAGUCCUGGGGCAGAGAGGAGUAUAUCAGAUCCCUCUCAGAAAGCUUCAGGGUUGGGGACUGUGUUACAAUCGAAAACCCUUUAAUUCAGUCAAAGGAAGCAGAAAGGGAAGAAAAAUUCAACCCUGUAACUCCUAGUUGCUACAAAUUACUGCUCAGUGAAAAUCACUCAGUGGUCAAAACCUCUUUGUGUUACGAAACGGACACCAGGCUCCUUCCUCUGCUGCACCUGCCUGUCAAGGACCCUCAGGACUAUUAUUCCCUGGGGGAUAUCGUUGCAAAUGGACAAAGCCUCAAUGGAAGGAUCCUCAACGUGCUCGCAGCUGUGAUGUCAGUUGGGGAGCCAAAGUACUUUAUGACUGCAGACAAAAGGAAAGGCCAGAGGUGUGAAGUGAAGCUGUUCGAUGAAACAGAGAGGUCUUUUCCAAUAGUAUGUUGGGAUAACGAAUCCAUCCAGCUGGCACAGAGUUGGAUCCCUCAAGAAACAGUUAUAUUUGCAUCAGAUGUGAGAAUAAAUUUUGACAAGUUCAGGAACUGUAUGACUGCAACUGUGAUAUCCAAAACCAUCAUUACAACUAACCCAGAGACAGCAGAAGCAAAUGUUCUCUUCAGCUUCAUCAAGGACAGUGCCCAGUCAGGAGCUCUGCAUGACAGAAUGAAGGAGCAGGCAAAUGAACCCAUUAACUUGGAGACUAUAGUUGAUGUUUAUACAGUGGAACAGCUGAAGGAAAAAGCUCUCCAGGGUGAUGGGAAACCCGACCCUGUCUAUGGCAUUAUUUAUGGCUACAUUUCCACCCUGGACAUUGAUGAUAAUGUAUCCAAAGUUAUGCGCAACAGAUGCUCGAUCUGCCGGUUCGUGGUGAACGAAAUGUCAAACACUUGCACUUUCUGCAGCGACGUCUCUCCAGAGUCAAAGUCAACCUUUGCAAGCUUUGACAUCCUCGUGGAUGUGACAGAUCACACAGGAACUCUGCAUUCCUGUUACCUGUCUGACUGUGUGGCUGAGGAGACGUUGGGCUGCACAGUCCAUGAAUUCCUCAUGCUGGAAGAUGACCAGAAGACUGCACUGAAAUGGCAACUUCUUUUGGAACGAAGCAAGAUUUAUUUCAAAGUUACUUUGUCACCCAACUGGAGAACCGGAAUGAAAGUGAAUCUUCUUUCCUGCAAACUGGCAGAUCCUGUAGAGGCGAGUCAGAGCUUGCUGGGAAGAGACUGGAAAUAAGAGAUUAUGCUAUUAACAAUGUCAAGGAAAAAGUCUUCCUUCCCUGUGUUAUUAGAGGUGGAAUUCUUUGGUUGUCAGGUUUUGCCAAGUCUGUUCUGACAGUAAGGAAGGAAUGUGCAUUACUAAUACCUGUAAAUGGGCUUCUGGGUUGAUCUUCUUCAGGUGAUUGUACUUCAGAAAGUAACUUGGGCCUCAGCUUAGAAGUCAGUUCUCCCAAAGUCAACCCCUUCCAAGGGGGGUGAAAAGUUUCUUCACUCAAUUCAGAUCUCUGAAAACAUCAGAAAUUACAAAUAGGUCAGGACAGAUCUGCUGACUUCUGUGUUUUAAUUGCCUUGCUACUUUUGUGUUAGUUUAAAUAAAUAAAGACCCACUUUGAA